Molecule: messenger RNA, 1372 nt
Organism: Cryptomeria japonica (Japanese cedar)
Lineage: Eukaryota; Viridiplantae; Streptophyta; Pinopsida; Cupressales; Cupressaceae
Product: wall-associated receptor kinase-like 20
Exons: 1
Coding region: 1-1068 (355 amino acids)
Biological process (GO): protein phosphorylation; cell surface receptor signaling pathway
Cellular component (GO): plasma membrane
Molecular function (GO): protein serine/threonine kinase activity; ATP binding
Source: RefSeq, a predicted model, not a curated record
AUGUUUUCUGCCAAAGAAUUGGCAAGAGCUUCUAAUAAUUAUUCAAAUGAAAUGGUGUUGGGAAGUGGCGGCUUCGGAACUGUGUUUAAAGGCAUUCUAUUGGAUGGUACUCUCGUGGCCAUUAAAAAAUCCAAGCAAGCAUCGAAUCUAGAGGAUGACGAUGAGUUUCUUAACGAAGUUUCAAUUCUCUCCCAAAUAAAUCACAGAAACAUAGUGAAAUUGUUAGGCUGCUGCAUCCAUACUAAAUUUCCAUUGUUGGUAUCUGAAUUCGUUCCAAAUGGAACUCUGUUUGAACAUUUACACUCGGAGGAGAGUUCUUUGCCAUGGUCUUCACGUCUGCAGAUUGCAAUCCAGACAGCAGAGGCUUUGGCAUAUCUACAUUCUGGAGCAUCGCAACCCAUUUUCCACCGGGAUGUAAAAUCAUCUAAUAUUCUUCUGAAUGAGAGGCUCUCUCCCAAACUUGCAGACUUCGGGAUUUCUCGUCUCAUCUCUGCUUCCAAUAAGACACAUCUCACCACUAAUAUAAUGGGCACAAGAGGUUACUUGGAUCCUGAUUUCUUUCAAACAUAUCAACUCACUGAGAAAAGCGAUGUAUACAGUUUUGGUGUAGUUCUGGUUGAGCUUUUAACAUCUCUGGAACCCAUCUCCAUAGAAAGAGUCAGUGACGAGUGGAAUUUAUCUAAUCUUUUCCUAUCCAGAUUUAAUGACAACCGCCUCACAGAAAUCUUGGACAGCAAAGUAUUGGAGGAGAAAAACCUCCAGCAGAUGAAAGAUAUGGGAAGGUUAGCAAGAGAAUGCCUUCAUUUGGAAAGGAGGAAAAGGCCAUUGAUGAAAGAGGUUGUCGAGGAACUUUUCUGGAUUAGAGGUGGGACAAGAAAAACAAAAUUCCAUGACAGUGUAAACUGUGACAGUGCUAUAUUUGAGCAGACAACAAUUUCCAGAAAAGCACCACAAACUUCAUAUGAAUUCAGGAGUUACACUUUUCCAUCUGCAGUUGGGAGUCCGUCGGAGAAACGAUUCACUGCACUGAUUGAGAUGUCGACCCUGCCUCAACAGGUUGACUUCUAAGCGGAGCAUUUCUAGUCUAUGUUUAAUGCAAACCGACUCCUGAGAAUUAGGAAGUUGUACUCCAAACUUAAUCCUCAGAAAUAGGAGGUAUUACAAUUUUAUUUUCUCUGUUUAGAAAUAGCUUUAAGUGGCUCAGGAACGUGGAUACUAAAAAUAGAUAGAAUCCUAUUAGAACUAAGUGUCUUGGUUAGCAAAGAGAGGGCUAUUAAGCUGAAGAUUGGUAACGAGUAAAGGGGAAUAGAGAGGAGAAUUAUUCUUCCAGUCUUUGUAAAUAUUAUCAGAGUUAAAUGAAAAAGUAUCAUCU